This is a messenger RNA of Alnus glutinosa, 870 nucleotides long. RefSeq lists its product as uncharacterized. NCBI's taxonomy places the organism in Eukaryota, Viridiplantae, Streptophyta, Magnoliopsida, Fagales, Betulaceae. The record is from RefSeq and is a predicted model, not a curated record. Bases 1 to 870 code for a protein of 289 amino acids. The transcript is spliced from 4 exons.
AUGAUAGAUUCUUGGCUCGUCAAACAUCUAUCUCUUGCAGGCCGGUUGCAGCUUAUCUCCUCGAUUCUUUUCAGCUUGCAAGUUUUUUGGACUCGGGCUUUCAUCCUUUCAAAGAAGAUUAUUCGGGUGGUGGAGCAAAAGUUGAAAAGAUUUUUGUGGUGUGGUCAAGAUUGUAAAGCUAAAGCUAAGGUAGCUUGGGAGAAGAUAUAUGUGCCUAAGAAGGAAGGAGGUGAUGGUGCACGUACUUUUCUUUGGUAUGACAAUUGGCAUCCUGAUGGACACUUGAUUGAGAAGUAUGGAUACCGAGCCAUUUAUGAUGCUGGCAGUAAUGUGGAUGCUAGAGUCUCUUAUAUUAUUCGAAAUGGAGAUUGGUUUUGGCCUAGUGCUCAUUCGGAUAAUAUUGUGGCCAUCCAAUGUAGGCUAUCGGAGGUGGAAAUUGGGGCUGCUGCUAACAAGCCAAUCUGGAAAAGUAAAAAUCAUUUCGUGAUGCUCUCCCCACAAAGGAAAGGUUAUGUCAUUGCAGGUUUGGAGUGUAGCUUCAGUAGACGCAUUUGGAGAGAAGUAAUGACUUGCCUCAUCACUAAUGUGGAAGUGGAAUGGGAUAAAGUUGCUGCCUGGUCUGCUGUGUUGAAAGGGAAAGGUUUAUGGAAUAAUUUGUGCAAACUCUGUUUGGGGGCUACGGUUUACAAUUUAUGGAGGCAGAGGAAUGAUCUUGUUCAUAACAAUGUUCCUCGUACAGAAGAGAAUAUUGUGGCUUGCAUUCGGUGGGAGGUGAGGUCAAAAAUGAUGGCUGGUCUCCAUGCCAAGGUCACUGCUCGCAACCUCCAGCUGCAAGUCUGGAAUCUGCAUUGUGGUGUACUUGGUCCCUAG